Messenger RNA from Argentina anserina (silverweed cinquefoil), 690 nucleotides. Its product is annotated as cucumber peeling cupredoxin-like. Lineage: Eukaryota; Viridiplantae; Streptophyta; Magnoliopsida; Rosales; Rosaceae. Gene Ontology annotation, molecular function: electron transfer activity. Bases 1 to 690 code for a protein of 229 amino acids. The transcript is spliced from 2 exons. The record is from RefSeq and is a predicted model, not a curated record. Gene Ontology annotation, cellular component: plasma membrane.
AUGACCACUGCUUCAAUGAUUACAGUACUUGGUGCUGUGAUGUUAGGUGUGUUGAUAAUGGCUGUUUCCUCAUAUGCUUGCGCACAUAGUGGUGUAGCUUAUUCGGUUGGAGUAGGAGAUCCGGUGUGUUGGUCCAUCCCUCCCCGACCGGAUUACUACACCAACUGGUCCGAUUCCCAUUUCUUUAAGAUCGGCGACACACUAGUUUUUAACUUUGAAGGGGGGCUUUCAAAUGUGGUGCAAGUGACAAAGCAAGACUACGAGACCUGCACAGCUUACAGGCCCUUUCGAAUCUUCAAUAACGGUCUUGCAAAUAUCACAUUGUUGGAUAAAGGUGUCUUGUACUUCAUUACAAACGUCUCAAACUACUGUAGUCUAGGGCAGAAGAUUUCCAUUUCUGUUCACGAUUGCGCCUGCCCCGUAAAUGAACCACCAAGUGCCCCCUCAGUUUCUCCAACUCCUGCUGCACUUCCUCCAUCUUCGAUCAGUCCGAAUAGGUCUCAGCCUCCUGCAGCACAAGUUAUUACUCCAUCGGGGGCUCCGUCCCCAUUAGGGUAUAAUGGUUCCUCCCCUCAGACUCGUCCUGCUGUGAAGUCUGCAGCAUCAAUGCUACAAAAAGGAAUGAUGCUUGGAGUUCUUCAUGCAAUAUUAUUUGGCUCAGUGUCGUUUGGUUUUUGGUCAUCUUAUUAA